CUGGUACUUGACCAGUUUUUGUUAUUUUGGGAGUUCUUGGUGGAGGCGUCAGUAAUAAUAUUUGUACAAUAUGAACAAUCGUAAUAACGCGAAGCGUAUCCUUACAGUCUAUUUCCGAGCCUUUAAAAUGCAAAAAUAAUAAGAUACGCAUCACGCUUCAUUGCCUUUGGUACCUAUUUAACAAUGUCUCCUAAACCAGUUUUCUCAUAUCAUUUUCGUUAAGAGUUUGGGUAAUUUAUAGUAGUUUUUCCCGUGGUUAGGUUUUCUCGUUCGAUUAAAAUCUAAGUUAAAAUGGUGCGAGCGUGGUAUUUCAAUGACGAUGGCAGCGACCGGCGUUCAAAACAUCGGAAGGACCCACCCGAGUAUGUGUCUGUGGAGGAAUUGUUUACGAACGUUGGGGUUGAAUGUUACAGGAUAGAUGUUAGCACAUACGACAAUGAUUGUAUCCUCGCCGAAAUAAAGAAAAAGAGAGGCUACAAAUAUGAAGACCAACUAAUAUGCACUAAGGAAAAUUUUAACAACAUUAAAUCCUAUUACAAGGAGCAUAAACAUGCUGAAGAAGAAAUGAGACUAGUGUACGCUGGUAGCGGGUACUUCGACGUGAGGGACCAGCAGGAGCGAUGGAUCCGUAUCUUCGUGACUGCAGGAGACAUGGUAGUCAUACCCAGCGGCUGCUACCAUCGCUUCACGCACGAUUACAAUGAAUACAUCCACCUGAAACGGUUCUUCCUGAACGACCCAGUGUGGAAGGCGACCCUGAGGUCUGCAGGCGAGGGCGACUCCCGACCGACCCACGCUACCCCGGUCCAACAAGAGCUCUUGCAGGCAGCUAAUUAGACAACUAUUUAACA
Plutella xylostella (diamondback moth) is the source of this 851-nucleotide messenger RNA. RefSeq names its product acireductone dioxygenase. The record is from RefSeq and is a predicted model, not a curated record. Gene Ontology annotation, molecular function: acireductone dioxygenase [iron(II)-requiring] activity. NCBI's taxonomy places the organism in Eukaryota, Metazoa, Arthropoda, Insecta, Lepidoptera, Plutellidae.